Messenger RNA from Cololabis saira (Pacific saury), 1231 nucleotides. RefSeq names its product RNA binding motif protein 48 (gene rbm48). Bases 3 to 1079 code for a protein of 358 amino acids. NCBI's taxonomy places the organism in Eukaryota, Metazoa, Chordata, Actinopteri, Beloniformes, Belonidae. The transcript has 5 exons. Gene Ontology annotation, cellular component: nucleoplasm. The record is from RefSeq and is a predicted model, not a curated record.
ACAUGGCGACAAGUGAAAACAGAAAAACAGAUUGUUGGAGUGUCCCAGAAGUCUACAAACACCACGAACAGCGGAGAGUAUGCAUAUCUCGACCUAAAUAUAGGGAAGGGAGGAAAGCAAAAGCGGUGAAGGUAUACACGAUAAACUUGGAGUCCUGUUACCUGAUGAUCCAGGGGGUCCCGGCCAUCGGGGUGAUGCCGGAGCUGAUCCAGCUGUGUGCCCUGUAUGGCUCCGUCUCGGAGUACCGACCCCUGGACGAAUAUCCCGCAGAGGACUUCUCCGAGGUCUACCUCAUCAAGUUUCACAGAUUAACAAGUGCCAGAGCAGCGAAACGCAACUUGGAUGAGAAGAGUUUCUAUGGUGGUGUGCUGCAUGUUUGUUAUGUCCCCGAGUACGAGACCGUGGAAGACACCAGGCACAAGCUGCACGACCGGAGGAGUUAUGUCACCAGGGUAGCUCGUAACAGAGAAAGGACAAGGAAAGAAACAACACAUGAGAUGCCCACUUCUUCAGCUACAACCCCCACGUGUGACACGAACAUCAGCAGACAUGAUAAAACCGCUGACGAUGACGAUGAGGGAGAGACUUCAAACACCAGCCAUUAUUCAGGAUUUCCUCUACUGCCAUUACCUCCUCAAGAACAUUACUUUUACAGGCAUCAAACUCAACAUGGGAUUACGCCAACAGAGGACAGAAUGGGAACUUUACAUGAUGUCACCACUGACAUAACUGAGCAACAAGUAGAGAGCUCAAGCUUCAACCAUCCUAGCAACAGAGGCAAAGGCACAAAACACAAACUGGACUCUGAUCAGGCUUGUGCUAUCAGAUUUGUCCCAAGGACCAAACAGUUGGAGAAUAGGAAACGCAAAAUGGAAGGAGCUAUGGAGGAAUCGGGGAAUGGUUCUGGAGAAAAUAAGCCUUUAAUUGGGCCAAAACUACCAGAACCCCCUAAAUUUGAUAUGGAAGAUGAAUCACUGAAUACAACAGUGAGUCUCAUCAGGAACACAAUGAAGCAGAUGGAACCAGUCCCAGCCAUCAUACCUGUUGAGAAAAAGAUAAAACCGCGUCGCCGCAUUUGAGGGCAGUCGGCUUUGUAGACUUGUCACAAAGGUUUCUCCCUCUGAUUUGGGAAAUUAUUUUUUUAUUUUAUAAAUUGUUUCUCCUCAAAGCUUGUAUUUAUUUAAAGAUUUUGCAUUACGGUGAAAACAGCAAGGUGUUCAUUAAAGGCAGU